Messenger RNA from Acanthoscelides obtectus, 451 nucleotides. The record is from the annotation of a GenBank genome assembly. NCBI's taxonomy places the organism in Eukaryota, Metazoa, Arthropoda, Insecta, Coleoptera, Chrysomelidae.
GUGUACGAUCGGGCUUAUCUAAAAAGCUCGAUGAAAAAAAUCCCGCAAUGGCAAGUACACAUUGUAUUAAUCAUCGGCAAGCUUUGGCUUCCAAAACAUUGCCACAGAAAUUACGCCAGACUUUGGACUCGGCUAUAAGGAUUUUCACUUUGCGCGAAUCUCGAUUCUGAUCACAAAGUUCUGUCUCAUUCAGACCUACUCUGGCUGUCCAAAUGCAACAUGUUGGCUCGCUUUUAUGAAUUGAAAGAAGAGUUAAUUCUGUUUCCUGAGUUCAAAGAAAAACACGAUUUCUUGACAAUGUUCAAAGAUGACACAUUUCAAUGGAAGUUGGCUUAUUUAACUGACAUAUUUGACUACUUGAAUGAGAUAAACUUGAAACUUCAGGGCAGAAACAACACUAUAAUAAGCAAUUAUGAUUAUAUCAUAUCAAAGCUUCAACUUUGAAAUCAAA